Baudoinia panamericana UAMH 10762 is the source of this 2070-nucleotide messenger RNA. RefSeq lists its product as uncharacterized. Lineage: Eukaryota; Fungi; Ascomycota; Dothideomycetes; Mycosphaerellales; Teratosphaeriaceae. The transcript has a single exon. The record is from RefSeq and is a predicted model, not a curated record. Bases 345 to 1877 code for a protein of 510 amino acids.
AAUGCCUAUAGGCUUAUGGUGCUCUAGUGGAGCAUCAUUUUACCGGAGGAGUGUUCGGUUCGUCGGCGCGCCUUCCGACCUGAUUCUGCCUGAGUGCCUGAUCCGCUCGUCGGAAUCGCCUGUUCAGGGCAUCCGAAGCUGUGGCGACAGACGCUUCUUCUGCCAUUGCCGCUCACGACAGGACACACCCAUCAAUAUCAGAUCGCUUCACAUCAACAGUCUUGAUAGCGAAGGUGGCGGUAAGCGCUCACAGUCUCUCCUAUAUACAUGUCAACGAAACCGAUUAGAUGAUGAUUGCUACCACAUCUUUUUAAACUCCUCCGAUUGCUCCUUUCAUUCCCAAUAUGCAAUCGGCACUGUUUUCAAGACGCCUUACCACAAGCCUCACUCGUUCAUGUCUCUCUCGGCCAAGUUAUGGUGGACGAUGUGCCGCUACGGCGGCGCCUGUACAGAAGAAGGAGGGUGACAUCUCCGACGCCUUCGCCAGCCUGUCUGGCAUGCAGUUCACUCCACUCGAGCCUCGCUUCGCCGAUCUGAAAAGGCGCCUCGUUACAGGCAACGAGGAGGCACUGUAUCGAUCUUGGAGUCGGCUUCUGGCGUCUCUGCGUGAGGAGAUACCUCUUAUCGCUGAGCUGGGCUCGAAGGUAGUGCCGGAGAUUGACUUCAGCGAAAUCAACAAUGCCAGCGCCGAGUUCCGUGCGGAGCACAAGAAGCGAGGCGUCGCAGUGAUCAGGAACGUUGUCCCUCAGCAAGAAGCACUGGAGCUCAAGCGGGAGCUGAGGGAGUACUUAGCUGCCAACCCACAUACUAGAGCCUUCCCGAAGGACAACCCGCAGGUCUACGAGCUUUACUGGAGUCCAAGUCAGGUCAAAGCACGGAGUCAUCCGAAUUUAAUCAAGGCGCAACGCUUUCUUAUGGAGUUCUGGCAUUCCAAAGAUCCAAAUGCGCUGAUUUCGUCCAGUCAUCCAUUGAUCUACGCAGACAGACUAAGGAUGCGGCUCCCGGGCGACGCGAAGUUCGCUCUUGGCCCACAUGUCGAUGGCGGAUCUUGCGAACGGUGGGAAGAGGAAGGUUAUGGCCGUGGCAGGGUUUACGACGCCAUCUGGCAGGGACGGUGGGAGGAUUACGAUCCUUGGGAGUCAAGCUGCAGAUUGCCGGUUAUCUCAGAUUUGUACCAAGGUGUCGGUGCAUGUUCGAUGUUCCGGAUGUCUCAAGGCUGGCUGUCGAUGUCAGAGACUGGUCCGUACGAGGGCACGUUGCUGGUUAAUCCGUUGUUGAGCAGAGCGACAGCAUACUUUCUCCUGCGACCGUUCUUCUCCCCGAAGAAAGCAGCUGCAGACCCAACGGCAGGAACGUACGAGGAAGCGUUUCUAGCGCCGAACAACUGGCAGCUUGAGACCGAACCGUCUUCAUGGCUACAGGGUGCGACACCGGGUCAUGGCCAGGAACUUCGCGCCGUGCUGCAUCCGCACCUCAACCUACCAUCAUCCAUGGUGCACGUGCCGAAAGUGCAACCCGGCGACUACGUGAGCUGGCACUGUGACACGAUUCACGCAGUUGACAAUGUUCAUGCUGGCAAGUCUGACAGCAGCGUCAUGUACAUCCCAGCAUGUCCGCUCACGCCUUCAAAUGCGGAGUUUGUUGUUCGACAGCGUGAGGCGUUCCUGAAUGGAUGGCCAUGUCCGGACUUUGGUGGUGGCAUUGGGGAGUCUGAGCAUGUUGGUAGGCCUGGCGUAGAGGAUGUCGAGAGGAUUGAUGCAGAGGACGGCAUGCGUGCGUUCGGACUGAAGCCAUUCGAUAGUGAUGAAGCCGGCUUGACAAGUGGACAGAGCGAGGUCAUGAACAGGGCGAACAAAAUCCUAGGCUUCUAUGACUGAUUGUUCUGCACCGCAGACGAGAGCCUGGGUGCGAGCAUCGAUUGAGUUUGCUAACAUUGAGCGUAUUUCAUGAUCGAAGCUCCUGCGAUGCAACUUCUGGACCUGUCGACUGAACACAUGCACGUCGAAAGGCCUCAGUGUGUCGAUCAUAAAGUUUGGCAAAGGCCCGCAGUUGCAGGAGGGGGACAGCCGU